This is a messenger RNA of Cetraspora pellucida, 287 nucleotides long. The record is from the annotation of a GenBank genome assembly. NCBI's taxonomy places the organism in Eukaryota, Fungi, Glomeromycota, Glomeromycetes, Diversisporales, Gigasporaceae.
CUAGAAUCAAAAAGACAGUUUCUAUAUGUUGUGGGCCUUCCUCUUCUUUAUACAAACUCAAACAUAGCAUGAUAGAUACAAUGUUUAAACGAAAAACUUCUUUUCUUCUUAUAUGGGUGCGUAAUACAUUUGUACCACUACCUUGUGAUGUUUGCGUUUGUAUAAACGAGAAUGAAGACACAUUUGCGCCUUUAGAGAGAAGAGUAAGGUUAUUGAGAAGAAACCUUUUCGUUUUAACAAGAAGAGUGAGUGCGAACGUUAGAAGAAGCGUGCGAACGUUAGAUGGA